AUGCAAAGCGUGAGUGCUCCGCGGGAGCCCACGCAACCAGUUUUAAGCACAACUUCAACUAUAUUAAACAUGAGGGAAAAGGAGAAAUACAUAGAGGAAUUCGACUUUCCCUUCUGCGACGAGUCUUCCAAAUACGAAAAAGUAGCUAAAAUCGGACAAGGAACCUUCGGUGAAGUGUUCAAAGCGCGCGCGAGAAACAGUAGCAAAAAGUUUGUUGCCAUGAAAAAAGUCUUAAUGGACAAUGAAAAAGAGGGUUUCCCGAUCACGGCUCUGCGGGAAAUAAAGAUCUUGCAGCUCUUAAAACACGAAAACGUUGUAAACUUGAUAGAAAUAUGCCGCACGAAGGCUACGGUUCACAAUAAAUACCGUUCCACUUUCUAUUUGGUGUUCGACUUCUGCGAACACGAUCUAGCUGGCCUGCUAUCGAACGUGAAUGUUAAGUUCAGUCUCGGCGAAAUAAAAAAAGUCAUGCAACAAUUACUGAACGGACUUUAUUACAUACACAGCAACAAAAUACUCCACAGAGACAUGAAGGCUGCCAAUGUACUAAUAACAAAGAAUGGAACAUUAAAACUGGCUGACUUUGGACUUGCUCGAGCAUUCAGCGUCGCAAAGUCUGGACAAGCCAAUAAAUAUACUAAUCGUGUUGUUACUUUGUGGUAUAGGCCUCCAGAAUUGCUGUUAGGUGACCGUAACUACGGUCCACCAGUGGACAUGUGGGGAGCCGGAUGUAUCAUGGCUGAAAUGUGGACUCGCUCCCCGAUCAUGCAGGGUCCGACAGAACAGCAGCAGCUGAUAUUAAUAUCGCAGCUGUGCGGUUCCUGUACACCUGAUGUCUGGCCCGGAGUGGAGAACUUGGAUCUUUACAACAAAAUGGAGCUGCCAAAGGGUCAAAAGAGGAAAGUCAAGGAAAGACUGAAACCAUAUGUGAAGGAUCCUUACGGCUGUGACUUAUUGGACAAACUGCUGCAGUUAGAUCCUGCCAAGCGCUAUGACGCGGACACGGCCCUUAACCACGACUUCUUCUGGACGGACCCCAUGCCGUGCGACCUCGGCAACAUGCUCGCGCAGCACACGCAGAGCAUGUUCGAGUACCUCGCCCCCCCGCGGCGCCCCGCCCACCUGCGCCACCACCACCACGCCGCGCCGCCCGCCAAGCCGCCCCUCGACUCCGGCUACCAGGACCGCGUGUUCUGAGCCGCGACCACUUGCCGCCGCCAGCGACACCGGCACAAGCACAACCAGACGCCCCCAGAGCCCCAGUGAGGAUGUAAAGGCGUUUUAUGACUCUGAUGUUGGGAGUUGAGGUCGUUGGGUUUGGUGUUGGGAGACACGUGGCGAGUAGAAAACAUAUUGAGGGGUAAAAGGUUAUUUAGUUUAAGCGACUCGUCAAGUUUGAGCCCCGUGAGCUCAUCUACUAGUUAAGCUUAGGUAGGAAAUUUUUUUUUUACCAAUAACUAAUCUUUGUAAUUUUACUGGUUUACUUUGUACCGGUGGUCGUCUUGUGAGUCCGCGCGGGUAGGUACCACCGCCCUGCCUAUUUCCGCCGUGAAGCAGUAAUGCGUUUCGGUU
Molecule: messenger RNA, 1572 nt
Organism: Bombyx mandarina (wild silkworm)
Lineage: Eukaryota; Metazoa; Arthropoda; Insecta; Lepidoptera; Bombycidae
Gene: Cdk9
Product: Cyclin-dependent kinase 9
Source: RefSeq, a predicted model, not a curated record